Messenger RNA from Trichophyton verrucosum HKI 0517, 489 nucleotides. RefSeq lists its product as uncharacterized. The transcript is spliced from 2 exons. The record is from RefSeq and is a predicted model, not a curated record. The coding region runs from base 1 to 489 and encodes 162 amino acids. Lineage: Eukaryota; Fungi; Ascomycota; Eurotiomycetes; Onygenales; Arthrodermataceae.
AUGUGGUGUGCCCCCUUCGCGACGACUUGGGAGGCAGGGAGCCGGUCGGGCAGUCGAGUCCUGGAGACGGCGGGAGCCUUUGACUCGGCUCGGGAGGCUUCUCUGGAGCGGACGAGGAAGUGCAGGUCGACGCAGCGAGCGAGGCGGAAGGGCAGCAGAGCAACGGAAGACGCAGCGAAGCGAGCGAGAGGAAGAGAGGAAGAGAAGAAGGAAAGGCGAGCGAGAGCAGAAAGGAAGAAAAAGGCCGUCUCGUUAUACAGACGGGAGAUGGAGACAGGCGAUGGUGAUGAAGAUGGCGACGGGAUGAAGGCAGAGGUGAAGGCAGAGGUGAAGGCAGAGGUGAAGACGAGAGGACAGGGAGAGAAGGCGAGAAGAGAGCAGUCGCGCUGGGUUGAGGAAGUACAGCGUCACCAUGGGCCGGCUCUGUCUGCUUUUUCCUCGUCCCUUUUUUUCCCAACGGCGCGAUCGACGACGGCGCAAACCACUUAG